Molecule: messenger RNA, 936 nt
Organism: Closterium sp. Naga37s-1
Lineage: Eukaryota; Viridiplantae; Streptophyta; Zygnematophyceae; Desmidiales; Closteriaceae
Source: the annotation of a GenBank genome assembly
AUGCGCGCUCGCUUCGAGAACCUGGUGCUCAACGCCCAGGACUCGAUUAUCAAGGCCAUUGAGGAAGUCGACGGAAAGAAGUUUCGCAAGGACGCAUGGAUGAGGCCUGGUGGUGGUGGCGGGAUUAGCGGCGUUCUUCAGAAUGGCAAUGUGUGGGAGAAGGCGGGUGUCAAUGUGUCUGUCGUUUACGGCACUAUGCCCCGUGAGGCUUACCGUGCUGCCACGGGCGAGUCUGCUCCGUCUGAUGCCAGCUCCACUGGCGACGGACGAAUUCCUUUCUUUGCCUGCGGGAUAAGUUCUGUCAUGCAUCCAUGGAAUCCGUUCGCUCCUACUAUGCACUUCAACUAUCGUUAUUUCGAAACUGACGCGCCUGCUGGAGCGAAGGAUGCCCCCCGGGCGUGGUGGUUUGGUGGUGGAACGGAUAUCACUCCCUCGUAUCUCUUUGAGGAGGAUAUGAAGCAUUUCCAUGGGCUGCAAAAGGAGGCAUGCGAUAAAAUUGACACUUCCUUUUAUCCGCAAUUUAAGAAGGCCUGCGAUGAGUACUUCCUGAUUAAGCACCGUGGUGAACGACGAGGAUGUGGAGGGAUUUUCUACGAUGACAUGAACCAGCAUGACCCAGAUGUGCUCUUCAACCUUGCGAAAGAGUGCUCCGCUGCAGUGGUGCCUGCAUACGUCCCACUGGUGGUCAAGCGCAAAGAUACUCCUUACACGGAGGAGCAGAAGCAGUGGCAGCAGCUUCGCCGUGGCCGUUAUGUUGAGUUUAAUCUGGUCUAUGACCGUGGCACAACGUUUGGCCUUAAGACGGGAGGUCGCAUUGAGAGCAUCCUUAUGAGCUUGCCCCUUACGGCUCGAUGGGAGUACAACCAGGAGCCUGCUGCUGGCACUCCAGAGGCGGAGCUUUUGGAUGCUUGCAGGAACCCGCGGCAGUGGGUUUGA